AACAAGUCAUAACAGCGUAACUCAGCUCAAAACCCCUGAGUCGUGCGCAGCUCGUAAGUGACUGAAAAGCCAAAACCGAAUCACAGAAGAAACAAUGUCGAUCGCUUUUUCCUUCGUCCCUCCUUCCUCCCAUUCUCUUUCUUCUCAUUCUCCUUCCACUCCCAAAUCCCUCCCUCCCAUUUCCUUCUCCUCAUCUUCUCUCCAUCUCCGUCUCACUCCCUCUCCCUCUCCUUCUCUCCGCCUCAACCGCCGCGCAGAUCCUCUCUUCAUUCUCCAUUCCACCGACUCCGGCGGAGGUUUCGGCGGUCACGAUGAUGGCGGCUCCUUCGGCGGACACGGUGGCGGCGGUGACGGAGACGCCAAUGACGACGGAGAACACAAUGACGGACAUGGUGGACUUAACGAGGCGCUGUUGUUGUUGGCGCAAGCAGGUAGGUCGUUGGAGAGUGUGCCGGCUGACCUAGCUUCCGCUAUCAAGGCAGGGAAGAUUCCUGCCUCCGUUGUUGCAAGAUUUCUGGAGCUUGAGAAGUCUCCGCUCAUGCAGUGGUUGCUUAAGUUUACCGGUUUCAGAGAGCGUCUUCUCGCGGAUGAUCUCUUCCUUGCGAAGCUUGGUAUGGAGUGCGGCGUUGGCGUCAUUGCAAAGACUGCUGCUGAAUAUGAUCGCAGGAGAGAGAACUUUUUCAAUGAGCUUGAAAUCGUGUUCGCCGAUGUGGUCAUGGCUAUACUUGCAGAUUUCAUGUUAGUUUAUCUUCCUGCGCCUACUGUUUCUCUUAGACCACCACUUGGAGUUAGUGCAGGGGCUAUUUCUAAAUUUUUCCACAACUGCCCAGAUAAUGCAUUCCAGGUUGCUCUCUCUGGAACAUCAUAUUCCUUGUUGCAGAGAUUUGGUGCAAUUGUGCGUAAUGGGUCCAAGCUUUUUGCAGUUGGAACUGGCGCAUCACUGGUUGGGACAGCUGUGACGAAUGCCUUAAUUAAUGCAAAGAAGGCUGUUAACAAGUCUUCUGCAGAGGAAAUUGAAAAUGUUCCCAUAUUGUCUACCAGUGCUGCUUAUGGUGUUUAUAUGGCAGUUUCAAGCAAUCUCAGGUACCAAGUUCUUGCGGGAGUUAUUGAACAGAGGGUUCUAGAACCAAUGUUGCACCAGCACAAACUUAUACUUGGUGCUCUUUGUUUUGCUGUCCGAACCGGCAAUACAUAUUUGGGUUCAUUAUUAUGGGUGGAUUAUGCUCGUUGGAUAGGAGUUCAGUAGGCCCAAGACAAAGAUAGUGACUUGGAUCUUUCUUGAUGGAGAUCAUUUAUAUCAAGAAGCUUGUUUUCUUUACUAGUUGACAUCACAAAACAAAUUAGCAGAGUAGCCCAAUAGUUUUUUAUUUCUCUAUAUUUGUUUUAUAUGCUCAUUGCCGAGCACUCGAGUUAUUUUUUGUUUUUUCUCAUAAGUUCCCUCAUUCAAUUGAUGUAACGAGGAUGAUAACAAAUAUAUUUUUAAUCUUUGGGAACAAGGAUACAGUUUGAAACUAGAUGAGAGAUGGUUGUAGCAGGUUGAAAGAUAUUAAAGAAACAAGUAUUUUCUUACUGGUAAAAGUAAUCAUCUGCUUUUGAA
Messenger RNA from Vicia villosa (hairy vetch), 1597 nucleotides. Its product is annotated as protein RETICULATA-RELATED 4, chloroplastic-like. Bases 95 to 1246 code for a protein of 383 amino acids. The transcript has 8 exons. NCBI's taxonomy places the organism in Eukaryota, Viridiplantae, Streptophyta, Magnoliopsida, Fabales, Fabaceae. The record is from RefSeq and is a predicted model, not a curated record.